AUACAUACAAUGACACAAUAUAGACUUAGAAUCAAGAAUGCUGCUCAACUUGUUAUCGUGUCAAAGGACAAGGAAUAUGUCACUGGCAAGGACAUGAGCAAUGUAUUGAUAAUAGAGAAUGGAUCAUUGAUUGUUGAUAACAAUGGUGUUAUUGAUGAUGUUGGAACUGAGGAGGAGAUUGUGUCGAGACAUGCUGGUGAUCAGUUUGACAAUGUUAUAGACUGCACUGGACGUGCUGUUAUACCUGGUCUGGUGGAUGGACACACUCAUCCAGUGUUUGCAGGUGAUCGUGUACAUGAAUUCGCAAUGAAGCUGGCAGGCGCCACCUAUCUGGAGGUGGCCAAGGCUGGCGGAGGUAUCGGCUUCACAGUCAAUCACACAAGGAAUGCAUCCGAGGCUGAGUUGCUCGAACUGCUCAAGCCACGUCUGGACCGCAUGAUAAGACAGGGAACGACAUUGGUCGAGGCCAAGAGUGGCUACGGUCUGGAGACCGCCACAGAGAUGAAGAUGCUCAAGGUGCUGCACCAGGCUGGCAUCCAGCACCCAAUCGAGAUCGUCUCGACCUAUCUGGGUGGCCAUGCCGUUCCCAAGGGAUCGACUGCCGCCGAGGCCACAGAGGACAUUGUCAGCAAGCAACUGCCAGAGCUCAAGAGAUUGAGAGACGCUGGCGAGAUCUCGCCUGCCAACAUCGAUGUCUUCUUGGAGAAGGGCUUCUUUGAGUACGAGGACACCAAACGCAUCCUACAGGCCGGUCAGCAGCUGGGUCUUGCGAUCAACUUCCACGGCGACGAGCUCUCCUACAUGAAGUCUGGCGAGCUUGCUGGCGAGCUCAAGGCUCGCGCAUCCAGCCAUCUGGAACUAGUAAGCGAGGAGGGAAUGAAGGCCAUGGCUGCUGUCCCUACAUUUGGCGUGCUCCUUCCAACCACAGCAUACGUUCUGCGAUUGGAAUGUCCACCUGCACGUAGAAUGAUCGAGCUUGGUGUUCCUGUUGCUCUUGGCAGUGACUACAAUCCCAACGCCCACUGUCUCUCCAUGCCAUUCGUCAUGAACCUCGCAUGUGUCCUCAUGAAGAUGAACAUGAAUGAAUCACUUGCGGCCGCCACAAUCAACGCCGCAGCAUCAAUCAACAAAUCCAAGACUCAUGGAUCAUUGGAAGUUGGAAAGUUUGCCGACAUGGUCAUCAUUAACUCAUCGCGUUGGGAACACAUUAUCUAUGAGAUGGUCGAUCCACCCAUCUCUCAUGUUGUCAAGAAGGGCAAUGUUGUAUUUACAAACACAUCG
Messenger RNA from Acytostelium subglobosum LB1, 1281 nucleotides. RefSeq lists its product as hypothetical. NCBI's taxonomy places the organism in Eukaryota, Evosea, Eumycetozoa, Acytosteliales, Acytosteliaceae. The record is from RefSeq and is a predicted model, not a curated record. The transcript has 3 exons. Gene Ontology annotation, molecular function: imidazolonepropionase activity. The annotation marks the transcript as partial. Gene Ontology annotation, cellular component: cytoplasm.